Argiope bruennichi is the source of this 2032-nucleotide messenger RNA. Its product is annotated as solute carrier family 52, riboflavin transporter, member 3-A-like. Bases 141 to 1457 code for a protein of 438 amino acids. The record is from RefSeq and is a predicted model, not a curated record. The transcript is spliced from 7 exons. Gene Ontology annotation, cellular component: plasma membrane. Gene Ontology annotation, biological process: riboflavin transport. Gene Ontology annotation, molecular function: riboflavin transmembrane transporter activity. NCBI's taxonomy places the organism in Eukaryota, Metazoa, Arthropoda, Arachnida, Araneae, Araneidae.
CUGAUAUUUAUAUUAUACUUUCGAGCUAAAAGCACGCUAAAUGUGAUGUUACUAAUAUAUUCUGCAGGUUUUGUUGAGAAAACGAUCUCGCAUUUUUUGUGCAUACAAUGCAUUUGGAAUAAAUCAAAACAAAACUAAAGAUGGUUCAGCAGUCUGAACGUUCGCGAGAUGUCCGGGUGGAUCUUUUGAGUGCUGGUUAUGGCCUGGGCUCGUGGAUUGCCAUGACAGGCUUAUGGGUAGAACUACCUGUGCUAGUUCAAAGACUGCCCGAAGGAUGGACACUCGCAUCACAAUUGGCCCUUUUCUUACAGGUUGCCAACAUCGGACCCAUCUUGUACGGUUUGUUCCAUCACUGGUGGCCGAAGUGGGUGACGGAACGCUCGGCCACACACUUUCAGCUGGCAUUAGGAGCAUUGUCCACUUUCCUGCUUAUUUUCACCUGGUCCACGACUAUCAACGGCAUUAGUGUUCCUUUUUUCGUCCUUUCAUUUGGAUUGUCCAUCGUCGACUGUACGUCCUCAGUCGUUUUCUUGCCUUUUAUGGCUAAUUUCAGGCCUUGUUACCUGACUCCCUACCUUGUGGGCGAGGGCUUGAGUGGUCUGGUGCCCAGUUUAGUGGCCAUCGCGCAGGGCAUCGAGAAUCCAGAAUGCGUGAACGUGACAGAGACAACCUUCUCACCAGAAUUAGGAGGUAACAUCACCACCGAGGUCCUGAUGCCCCGCAUAAAAGAACCACGAUUCUCACCGGAGUGGUUCUUCGUCAUCUUGCUCGCCAUGGUGCUCUUCAGCUGGCUAGCCUUUAUUCUGCUGGACAAACUGCCCUUCUGUCAGAAAGAGAAGGUUGAGUUUUCCACAAAGAAGGAAUCAAUGAAUGAUCAGUGCUAUGAGAUGCAAGUAGCGCCCUCUGGCCAAAAUGAUGACUUAGUUGAAACGACUCAACAUUCUCGAAUUCUGUAUUUUUAUCUUCUAUUCUUGCAAUUAUGGGCUUCUAUCGCCACUUUUGGAAUUUUCCCAGCAAUUCAACCGUAUAGUUGUUUGCCUUAUGGAGAUGGUCCUUUCCACUUGACUGUCACUUUAUGUGGGGUCGCCUAUCCUGCUGCUUGUUUGCUAGCAAUGUUUUUGGAGAUGAGGAGCGUGUCUUGGAUCUCCUGGCUGUCCUUGGCAUCGACUGUCGUGUCCUGUUACGCCUUGCUUACUGCCAUUAUGUCACCUCAUCCUCCUUUUCUUGAUUCUUCAGCUGGACCAGUUUUGAUAGUCGUAUGUUGGGUGAGUUUCAUGUUCGCUUUCUCCUACAUCAAGACGAUGGUGACGGUGCUCUUGGGAGACUACUGGGGCCAUCGAGCCCUCUUCUGGUGUGGGGCCGUGACACAAGCUGGCGCUGUAGCAGGAGUACUGCUUAUGUUUCUACUAGUGAACGUGUUCGAAGUCUUUCAAGAUGAAGGAAUGUGCCUCGUCUAGUCUAUUGGAUUUAGUCGAGGGAUUGCUCACCUGAAUUUGUUGGAAAUGGUACUGAAUAUAACACAAGACUUUUAAAUGCCCAGAAAUUGAGGCAUCUUGAAAAUAAUGAUGCUAUCCCUGUCAGCACAAGAUAUUGUGCUAUAUAUAGACUUUCUUGAUCGAUAUUCUGAAUGUUGCUCAGUAUCAUGAAGAUAUCGUAAUAUUGAACAUCGUGAGCUUAUAGGAAUUGCUUGCUCAGCAUUUUGUAAUAGAGGAGUAUUUACAGGAAGAGAAGGUUAUAUUGUGAAAUCACCUAUAUUUCUUUUAACUGCGUGCCGUCUUCCACUGUGGCAUGACAUAAUCCUGUUUUUAUGCUCAUAAGAUACCGAACAUAUUCCAAAAAAGAGUUUGGUGUCCUGCAUGCAAAGAAUAUGAUGGAGUGAAUUGAGUACGUUUCAAGUGUGGAUGAAAAUAUGGACUAAAUUAACCGGAUUUUAAAUGGCUCUUUUUUAUAAUCAUGUUAGCUCUGAGACGAAUAAAUGAUGUUUAUAUUUUUAAGAAGUGAUUAUAAUUUGGUGCCUGAAAUAAAUUUCCUG